CCAAGCACAACCCGUGAGAGGCGGCUCGCCGCUAUGAAAGCAAGAGCUCGGCCACGUCUCAGCCCAAACGCGCAGAGUCUCCUCUCCUACCUGCCAGCCUGUCGCUAGAUUCCCAAAGGUCCGGCACUUGGGAUGUGAAGGGAAUCACCGAGGACUGCUAUCGACCGACAAGCCGGGGAGAGGAGGACGAUAAAGAACACAUUCCAGCGAAUAUAUUCAUAAUAAACUUUUUUUUUUCGUAAAAGGAUACUGAUAUUUUAUUGCUAAUAAGAACCAAGUCCGCCGUUGAAGCCGUGCCGGGGAAGAUCAUGGGUAGCGCGAUGUUGGUAGUUCUUCUGGGAGCGGUGGGCGCCCUGGCAGCCACAGAGCCGUGCCAGUCCGGGAAGCACACGGCCGGCGGGGAGUGCUGUGAAGAGUGCCAGCCGGGAGAGGGCGUGGUGCAGCCGUGUGGGGUCACCCAGACCGUGUGUGCCCCCUGUAUAGACAGCGAGACGUAUUCGGAGACGUACAGCCUGACGGAGGCCUGCCUGCCCUGCACGCAGUGCACAGGCCUGCUUCGCAUGCAAGCGCCCUGCACUGACACCAACGACGCCGUGUGCGUGUGUGCCUACGACUACUACCGGAACGAGCUGACGGGGCAGUGCCAGCGCUGCACUGUCUGCCCGCAGGGCCAGGGCGUGCUAGAGAAGUGCUCUUACCAGUCGGACACCUUGUGCGAAGAGUGCCCGGAGGACACCUUCUCCGACCAGGAGAGCAGCCUCGACCCCUGCAUGCCCUGCACUAUCUGCGAGGAGGACGUAGAGAUCGAGCAGGAGGCCUGCACGUCCACCUCGGACACCGUCUGUCGUGAAUUGAACCCUCGCUUCUCUAGCACCUUGUCCUCGUCCUCCCUGGGACCAACCCCCUACUCUGUGGAGGACAUCACCUCCUCCAUCGAUGACGACCAGACCACCCCAGCCAUGGAUAUUGUCACCACUGCCACCUCGCCGCAGUUCAUUGGCAAGGGACUGAACGAGAACCUCAUCCCCAUCUACUGUUCCAUCCUGGCAGCCGUGGUUGUGGGGCUGGUAGCCUACAUUGUCUUCAAGAGGUGGAACAGCUGCAAGCAGAACAAGCAGGGAAACAACAACCGCACGGUCAACCAGACGCCCUCCCCCGAGGGAGAGAAGCUGCACAGCGACAGUGGGAUCUCAGUCGACAGCCAGAGUCUGCAAGAGCAGCAGCAACAGCAGCAGAGCCAGUCCCAGACACAAGUAGUGAAGACUGAUGGAGGGUCCUACCCCAGCCUGCCACCCCACAAGCAGGAGGAAGUGGAGAAGCUGCUGAACGUGGGCGCCCAGGAGGAGACGGACUGGUGCAGCCUGGCGGGGCUGCUGGGAUACGAGGAGGAGCACAUCAACACCUUCCGGCAGGAGGAGCAUCCCGUGCGGGCUCUGCUGUCUGACUGGGCCAGCAAGGACUGUGCCACCUUGGAUGCCCUCUGCACUGCCUUGCGCAAGAUGAAGAGGGAGGACAUCGCCGAGAGCCUGCGGCCGGAGCCCACGGCCACCUCGAUGGUCUGAGCAUGGAGCAACGUGUUAUCCAGCAGGGCCCAGGAAGGAGGGAUUGUGGGAAGGAAGGGGGUGGGCAACUAAUUCCCUUCCGAUGGUUGAUUUGGGAGGGUGGUGGUGUUUUCAUGAAGGAUCUAGUAGAUGGCCUUGCCCUCCCAGUCCACACCUCCCUCUCAUUCCUCAGUCUGGAAUCCCCUCUUUUAACCCAUCCCACGCAACCCUCCUACCCUAUACCCUGGCACUGCUUUAUAAAGACUUGAGUGCACUGAGGCAUCCAUUUUCAGUAUUGUCCUGCUUUCCUUGUCCCUUAGACAUGACUCCUCUGGCCCUACAGGAAACAUCCAGAUAUCCAGAGCUCACCACACUGUGACUUAUCGCACCCUACAGUCGUCAUGUUCAUGUUUAUAGCCAUAGCUAACCAUAACCAUCAUAGUCAUAGUCUUAGGCCUCUUUUAUGAGUCUUUUUAGGACUCGAUCAGCUACAUUACCCUCCCUGAAGCAUUUCCCUCCCAUUGUGUUUUCCACGACACAAGAAGAAUGGGGGGGGGGGGUCUGUUCUACCCCUCUACCCCUGUAUUUCGUUAGUCUUGUGAAUAACAACCUGCCACCAUAUCUGUAUAACCUAACCUGUGGUUGCAACCAGGCUGUUUCUGACCCCCGUCCUCCCUGUGUUCUUUCACCUUCAUUGUCAUUUUCACGGAGGUUGGGGUCUCCCCCAUCCACUCAAUCUAACAGAUUCUGGUUCUUGGCUUUUUUUAACCCCAUUUGGAAAUGUGGAAUCAAAGCCUGCAAGUGAGUGUGAAACAAUCAAAGCCAUCCCCUCCCCCACUCUGCCAUCUUUGUUAUUUUUUUAGAAGUAUACUUUAGUGCUCACUUUAGACAUAUACUAAUCCCAUUAACUUGUAUAUUUUGUAAAAUAAACUAUGCCAUCUUAUGAGACUAGACACAAGUGGCCAAUGUCCAGCAUUUGAUAGUGGGAAAGGAGCUCCCCCUCCAGGACUAGAUGUCUGUCAUAUUGGCACUCAUAUUGAAUACAUACCAUGGCUGAAUCUCCAGUGUGCUAGACGAUGGACAUAUAACUGGCAGUGUGGCAGGACUGUAAGCAUCGUGACAAUGCAAGGAUGAUUGAGAAGAGAAUGCCAGCUAGCCCAUGCCAGAUUGUGCAAGAUCUAGCUCAGAUUCUACUGCCUUGACUUGAGAAUCCCGAGGACCAUACACAGUUGUGCCACGUCUCCUUCUGUUUUUUUAUUUUAUUUUUUUGAUUAACAAGUUAUUGGGGGCUCUGUAGCUUGAAUAUGCAACUGGUAGAAUAUCGCAGUUAAUCUGAAUCAGAGUUUCUCCCCUGCCUCUCCAAGGCAGCAAGUUAUGGGACUAAUUUUCAAGCAGCCCACAGUGGCAGGUGCUUGAGAGCAAUACAAACCCAGACAAUCGGUUUUCUUACGCUUUGCUGUUAAAACGGCAACACAGAGGAUCAGACAAAAAACACAGAUUGUGUGCCUGUGUCAUGCAGAAAUCGGUGGUGCAGUUGAGACUGCUGAUGAAAGAUGAGCAAAGGGAACCCUCUUGCCCCCCCUGGCAAUUCUUAGUUUUAUUUGUUGAUCUUAAUGGAAUAUAAUAACAGGCACCUGACUGCAUAAUUGGUAGAACCUGACAAUUAAGACAGGGGGAAAUCAAUGAGCUGUCUCCCCAGCCUGCCAUUUUCAUAGACUCCAUUAAAGAGAUCAAACGCUUAUUUAAUGCAGCUCUUGUAUGAGCACUAAAACAAAAAAAUUAAAAAGGAAUUAAUGCUAGUUCAUAAAUAAUCUGCAUGUGGGUAGGAAAUGUCAAAAUGAAACCAUGUCAUACAGGUUAUGAAUACAUUUCAGAAUGCUCCACAGUAAGAGACUCCUAAUAUUUGCCAUAUGGUCUGUGUUGAAAAGUACGGAAUAGAUUAUAGAAGCAGUUUUAACCAGCAUGUGUGUAGUGUGGCGGUUCUGUCCUGCUCAGGCAAAAAGCUGUAGAGGCAACAUACACAUGUAGCAAAACUGUAGGUGGGGUGUGGUUACAGUGUAUAGGAGCACCUGAAUUCUGAAGUGUGUCCUGCAGACUUUAGGCUUUCUGCCUAAAGUUGGAAAUGUUGUGUUACACAUUGCUUAAGACUGGCUUCUCUCUGAUCCUCUGUGCUGCCUCUAGUCAGUAUGACACCAGGCAAACUGUAAAUGUACAGUAUAAUAUACACACAUUGCCUCAAUAACAGCUUGAAAGUUAAAUUCAGGGGUGUGUAUUUCUCAGGGUUCAAUUUCUUUGUGCAAAGACCUCAUUCAUAACUAGGUUUCCAAAAGCAAUUGCUGGGAAGUGGAAAACAAAACAGAAAUAAAGAAAAAAACAGUUAUCUGUGGCCAAAAAUCUUUCCACAGAUAUAAAUCGCAGAUAUAAAAUAAAAUAGCAACAGAUCAGAUAAGGUUUUAUACCUUGUUACUCAUGUUUCCCAAUUUGAGGUCUGCAGUUCACUAAGUCAAAAGGUUUCAGUAAGGUUAAAUAAGGAUCAGUUUAGCCCUUUAACAUAGGAAGCCUUAAAAGAUUUAGUUUAACAACACCCAGAAAACCUGCUGGAUUGUGGCCUUUAAUUUUCUUAAAACCCAUAGCAAAGCUUUCCUAGCAAAAGAUGAUUCAUUUGAAUGUGCACAGCUUUGCGUGAUGUUUACUUGACAGGAUUACUUGCUGUAAGAGAUCACAUAGCAUCUUACACAUGAAAGUUGUUUGCUUUCUGUUAGCAAACAAAUAGUAUUCAAGGCACAACAAUCCAGCAAAGAACAGUACAGUACAGAACUCUCCCAAAAAACAUACCCUUGUAUUUGACUUUUAAUGCUAAUCUGCAUCUAAGAUCAGGGAACAUAUUAACUUAACCUAAUACACUGUGGCCUGGCCUGUAAGGAUAGAAGUGCUCAGCUCAGAAGUAGAAGGGCUUGUGUCUCAGCUACAGGAAAUGUCAAGUUUCAUCUGAGGCUCAGUUAAUUGGAAGAAGUGAUCUAUUGAAUCACUAAAGUGCGUUUUCGCGUUGGUGAGAAAAGCUUUUGUUAAUGAAAAAAUAAUAAGCCAUUAUUGGUAACACAGUAAGAGCAGGAAUAGUUCAAUUAACGUAUGGGGACCCUGCCUUAUUAAAACGAACAGAUGAUCUGUAGUGACACAACGCCAAGCUCAAAGAUGAGCAGACAUAAACACAGCAGUAUCGGGUAACUUGUCGGUGUUGUGCGUUUCUCAGGACCAAUGCACACAUUCAUCCAGGAGGUUAAUGCAAUUUCUAAUUUAAUAAUCAUUUGGAUACCUUGAAAAGAAAAGCACUGACCAAAGGUUGGCCAGAUCCUGUAUGUAAAUCCAAUGUGCUCUUCAAUGCGUGUUUCAGUAAAAGCCACUCUCCACAGUGCUGGCUGAGUAUCCCAUGGCCUGGGGUUUGAUGACCAGACCCAGGCUGCUUCACUCUUAGCUCUGUAACCACAGGCUCUGUAUGCAUAACUGGAAGGUGCAUAGGAGCUACAAUUCUUUCUCGAUUUGUCACAAACUCUGCAUUUCCUAUUGCUAACAUAAAACUAUAUCUGAAUAACAGAUUGACUUGUUGACUUGGUCCUAAUUGGGUUACAGACAAGGGAAAGUAAAUGCCUGUCCUUUAUGCUACCAGUUUGGUUUUCAGUUUUCUCUAGAUUGCCUGAGCAAGAGUUUAUAGGUUCCAGCCUGGCCCAAUAAUUCCAAAGAUUGUUUUCAGAACAUUGCUUUGGACUUUUUUAAAAUCAGGAUUAAUUCUCCAUCAGGCUAUACUGCUAAACUGGAAAGUGUUUUGUCUUUAUUAUGCCAUGCCAGCAAUAGAUAGCACACACUACAGUUGACUCGCUACAUCCUUCAAGUAAAUGGGAAAGGGAAUAAAUAAAAACCUAUUAAAAAGGGCAGACACCAGUAUUAUUCACAUUCAUUAUCUGAUUAUGCAAGACUAUAGUCUUCUUUGGUGAUAAAUUUUAAUUUAAAAAAUCAAUACAUUCUUAAAUCUGACAUUAGUGAUUGGGUCACAACUGUGAUAAUCAUUAUACAGUAGGUUUGAGGUGACUUAACAAACAUGACCCACAUUAUUCCUCAUUAUACCACAAGUGACAGGGCCAUACUAGAACCCAAACUGUCACCCAUGUAAAGCAAUAGAAAACUUUCUGUGGGGUUGUCCAUUGCUGUUGGUAGUCUCAGUGGACAUCUCUUUAGGCAUUCCAAUGCAAAGGGGAGUGCCAAGAGAUUGAGAACCCUCAUUCUGUGAACCGGAACUACAGACAACAAACAGGUCAACAGAGAGGUGUCUACAGAGCUGUUACCACUUCCAGAGGACAUGCAGGGACUGAACAUAUACUGAGACCUGACCAGCUGAUUUGAACAUGCAACAUAUUUUUUUAAAAAUCGACACCAAGAGUCAAGAUAUACUGUGAUAGAAGCUUUUGUUUCUUAUUCUUUUCAAGCCUGAUUUCAUUAUACUGUUGUUGAGAUCAACAGAGCAGGCCUCACUGUAUGAAUAUCCCCCUGUGUGUUCCAGCUACAGCUGCAAAAACAUCUGGAUAUCAUAGGGUGUCCCAGUGGUAGACAGGGGUGUAAGUUUAGGUUCACGUGAGGCUUCCUUGUGCACUGCCAUUUAUGCUUGAAACAGACCAGUAGUGUUAGAAGUCAAGCCAAGACACUUUUCAUUCCUUGCUUCCCAAUAUUAUCACAAAUUAACCUAUUAUCCAGAAUAUCUAGGAUAUUAUUAAUAGAGUCUGCAAAUAAUUGAUGCAGUCCUAUAAACAGUACUGGCUCAAUUUAAAUUGUUUGCCACUUAUGUGGUCCUUCAUCUGCUCCUGAAGAGUCUUUAACCUUUCAAUGCAUUGCUUAAUUAAUAUCCAUUUUAUUGGAUUAUUAAACACAAUAAGAUACUUCUGCAUGAAUUACAGUACAAGUACAUAAUUAAGAACAGCAUGUAAUUCUCUCUGGAGGUCUCCUCUUCCUGAUUUAACAGCUACUGCACCUGGAGAGGGAAUUUUUUUUUAAUAAUACUUUAAUAGCUGAUAUUUGUAUUUUAAACGUACACUUUCCACAGCCAUGAAAAUGACCUGUGCUACUUCACCCGGAUUUGACAAGAUUCUAAAACAUAUCACAGAUAGGGAAGAGCGCAUUCACAUUUACAAGCAAGAAAUGGCAGUUCAAUUCAUCUUACAGUCUUACAGUACGUGCUGGUAACUUAAUGACCUCAGGAUUUCAUGCAGCCAUUUCUUGAAAGGUCCCAGGGAACCUGUUUCAAUAGCCUAAAGGAAAGAUGUUCUUCCGAAUCUCAGUCUUGAAUGAGCUUCCUCUUCUUAUCCAAGAGUGUCCCUGGGUCCUUGUUUCACUAUUGAUCCUUUGGAUUAACUUUAAUUUAACUUUAAUUUACCUUCAUCACGGUCCUAAUCUUCCUGUUGAACUUUGAAUACUUGUAUUAAAUCCUCCUGUGAUCACCUGUAUUUGAAACUGAAGAGAUUGCCAUCAGCUUAGUCACAUUUAAAGCUUAAGCUUGAUAACCAUUACCUGCAUUACAGACUGAUCUCAGGUUGAAAUUCAGAUGCAAAAUGUCAGUCAAAUGCUUAUUUUUCUGUAGGGUUUACUGAAAUGUGAUUCAGAGAUGGGAUUCAGGUUCUGAUUGAUAAUUGUUUGCAGUAUUUCUCUUUUUUCGGUCUCUUUUUUAAAUAGUGCAACUUCCCAUUACGUUUCCUUAAAUCCUUAAGAAAAGGCCUGUAACAGCUCUGUAGAUGCAUUCCAUAAAUCCAGUCCCCAUGUUUACAGCUGUAUGUGUGAGACAGCAUCCACAGACCAAACCAAUCCAGUUUGCAACACUGGGACACAGAAUGGACUGGAUUUAGAAUGAUUAUGCAUAAGUAUUUUAGUAAAACAAGAACAAAAAUCCAUCGCUAAUUUACUAUGUCUGUUCUUGUCAAAGUUACCGUGGGUAUUAUAAAUAAUAGUUACAGCUCAGUUUACAGAUGUAUUUACUGCCAUAACUGAUAGUGCUGUGUACAACAUUAUAGUUCUUGUGUGAAGGUAGAUAAUCUGGUCUUGGAAAGGCAUAUGACUGUGAAGCUUAUUUAAACUGUUCUUCAAGUUUAGGAAUCUGCUAAUGACAAGUCCAUUAAACCAUUGACAAAAGAAGAUCAACUGGGAAUAAAACUUUCUCAGAUUACACUCCAUCACUCCAGAUGACAGAUACUCAAACACUUACCUGACAAUCUGUUGUUUUAUUUGACUAUCUGAAGGUUUUCUCAAUGUUUUAUUCUUAUAUAUGAGUUGUCAGUUCCUGGAAACGUUAAAAUAAUUUUGAUAUAUACGGUGUGUAUAUAUCGUGUAAAUAAUACCAAUGAAGGCAACUUUUUUCCCAACUGUAAAAAAAUAUUUUGUAUGUUUUUUUUAUAAAACAAGGAUUAUUUUGUCCUUAUUUGAUUCUGUAAUUACAAUACUGGUUUUGUAGCACUUAUAGUGUAAAUAUGUAUUACAAAACUUAUUGUAUCACAAGUGCCUGGGUUUUUUUGUCAGGUCUGUGUUCUGUUUAUUGAUUGAAUGUGAUUUUUUUUAGUCGAUGCCACAGAUUGUAACCUUUGUAAAAGCCUGAGAUGUGGCCUCAGCGAUUUGCAGUGGCCUCUCUGGAUUAACUCCCCUCUAUCAGACCUUCUUGAAAAGAGACACUCAACGCCCCAGCACCCGACAGAGCUUCUGUCUCUCAUGGGUCAACUGAUCUCUUCCUGAUUUGAUUUAGUUCUACCAUUGACAAACCAGGGGCCACAUCACUGACAUUACUGGGCCUCCUUUAUUCUACAGCCUGUAAACCUGUUAGAAAACCUGUUAUAUCUGUUAAUACACAGCUCACCCUCUGGUCUGAUCUUUUUUACCUUUGGAUAAAACCGUCUACUCAAAGCCUUUAUCUUAAUAAAAUGGGACCACAUUUUUCCCAGGAGCAAAAACUUUGAGUUUGCUUCUGUGAAGUUUUAAUUUGACUUACUGUAUAUUUUAAUGGUCUGUUAAAGAUUUUCAUGGUAAAUUGCAUUUAACAAUGGCAAACUGUAUUUUCACUUUCAAGUGGCACACAAAUAUAUCUAAAGAGUCAAAUAUACUCUUGGUUAAAUUCUGAAUGGGUUGUUGCGAAUAGAUACACUGUAUAGAUGUCUGCUGUGGGCUAGAUGGGAAACCGAAAGUAUUGUUAGUUUCUAGUUUGCCUUGAUUUCUCACCACUAUACUGAGAAUUUUCUUUUGCUCCCAGAAACAAUUUAGUAAUUUGUGGCUUUCUUCCAAAAUUUGGAAUUUUACAGCUUCAUUUUUUGCUUAAUUCCCAUAUUCAGGGAAGGGAAAUGUUUUGAAUGAUCAUGUUUUCCCAGGACAGAUGCUUGCAAUCUCCCAGCCAAAAUAUUUUGGAAGUAGUGAUGUGGUGAAAAAUCUGGAUAAACUCAGUUUUGUAAAACUGUAUCAGUGGUUCUCAAUCCUGGUCCUGGAGGAUUACUGUUUUUUCGUUCCAGCUAAUCACUUCAUCUUUAGUGGUAACUGAUGUGCUUUCAGUUAUUUAACUUGUUUCUUAGGCAGUACUGAGUGUCAAAAAUACCCAACUUCAAGGAUAAUGCUUCCAAUGUCUUCAGCAUGCAGAACUUCACAGAGCCUGUUCGCAACUUGCUUCCUAGUAUUUCUGACUGGACAGCUCCUAAGAUUUGAUCAAUUGAUCUUGAACAGACCCAAGUGGGAAUGACUCUGUAUCAGACACUCCCUUCUUCCUUCUGCAGAUGCCUAAUUGCUUGCACUUCUGGCAGUCCUGAAGUUUAAAAAUAUAUUCAGAGUUGAUGCCAAUUACAAAUACUGUUUCACCUUUUAAGAGCUGAGAGCAAAUUUACAAAUUUGUGAUUAAGAACUCGGCUGGAGUCAAAACCAGAAAACACAGUGUUCCUUCAGAACCAGAGGUGGCAACCACUGAACUAUAUUGUAAUGCAAACAGUAAGGAUGCCAUUUAGUUUACAACAACCUACACCAACAAACACCACUGCAUAUUUAAAGCACUACAGAUAUUUAUCACAAAGAUCUCCUUUAAGGACACAUACAGUAUAGCAUGGCAUGAUUUCUACCUAUGCCGCAGAAUAAUUGGGACCUGCAAUAUCUGUUGUCAUGAGUGAGUAGCUGUCCAUCCUCAAGGUCUGAUGAAGGCCAAAAUGAAAUGGAUAUGCUGGGGUAAUAGAGCCUGAGAUCUGUAUGCUGUGUGUCGAAGCAGUUGAACCGGCUGGCUUGUAGUCAGUUACAGAGUUGCAGAGGAAGAGUGAUGAUUCUCAAUUUAGAACUCGAUAUAUAUCAGUAUAAUGCUGUAGCCUUACUCUUUUUAUCACUUUGAAUGCUGAGACCUUUGAGUUUCUGAAAAUCAGUUUACGUGAAUGCACAAAUAUAUUUUAAGGUGAUUCCUUUCAGUUACAUUUGGAUCUGUCCACAUUUUCUGCUGAUUAGUAUGCCUACCAUUAGACUUCUGCCUUUUUCCUACAGUAUAAUGACAGGGGCAACCUUGUCAUAAUUUGGCACGUAAAGUACAAAUAAACAUAUGAGCAUUGUUCUUCUAUGUAGAUAAGGCAGAAGGGAGCGAAUGGUAUUGAAAUGUAUUGUGUUGCAGAAGGUCGGUAAUCAUGACUGCCUGUGAGACUUUCUGACACUACACACACACUGACAGGCAUGCAGUACACCCUAGAUUAUAAUCACCAUGCCGCAGUCCACGAACAGGCAGCGAGGGUAAUAGAAGUCACUGAAAUACUCAGAUUGCUUUGGAAGGAUUAAAUUGGGCACAUCAGUAUUUUAAGGAGGACUGUGAAUUGAAGACUUCAAAUAACCUUCAAUAUUUCUUUUAGACACUCUUAAAGUACAGUAUGUGUCUGGUGUGGCGCUUUACACAUGCAAUAUGCUCUCUAGUUCACAAAGUGUUGAUGUGCCUGGAUAUUUAUGCUAAGUGCCAUCUUCUUGUUAACAUUGGGGUGAGUCACCUACCAGUGCUCACAGAGAGGCAAACAGACUGGUAGGGCUCCCCGAGGUGCUGGGGCCCGAGACAGAGUCUGAAUCUGAAAGUUCCUGGAAGAAACUUGGAGCUGAAUGUUCUCUGUACUUACUAAUAAUGUACACUGUAUAAUGUAAAUGUGAAUUUAUUAGACUUCAAUAAAUAAACAUUAAGA
Molecule: messenger RNA, 10741 nt
Organism: Lepisosteus oculatus (spotted gar)
Lineage: Eukaryota; Metazoa; Chordata; Actinopteri; Semionotiformes; Lepisosteidae
Product: tumor necrosis factor receptor superfamily member 16
Biological process (GO): Rho protein signal transduction
Cellular component (GO): plasma membrane; cell surface
Molecular function (GO): nerve growth factor binding; death receptor activity; coreceptor activity
Source: RefSeq, a predicted model, not a curated record